UGGAAGCUACGGGGCGGGCCCGGACGGAGCCUUGACAACCCGGAGGAAGACCCGAAGGCUUACGGCUGUGCUGCCACACCCCUGUCCCCUGCCCACCUGGAGGACCCCAGGAGGUUGAAAGCUAAGCAUGGGGAAGAGCUGCAAGGUGGUCGUGUGUGGCCAGGCAUCUGUGGGCAAAACUUCCAUCCUGGAGCAGCUUCUGUAUGGAAACCAUGUUGUAGGUUCUGAGAUGAUUGAGACGCAGGAGGACAUCUACGUAGGUUCCAUCGAGACUGACCGGGGGGUGCGGGAGCAGGUGCGUUUCUACGACACCCGGGGACUCCGAGAUGGGGCCGAGUUGCCCCGGCACUGCUUCUCCUGCACUGACGGCUAUGUCCUGGUCUACAGCACGGACAGCCGAGAGUCCUUUCAGCGCGUGGAGCUGCUCAAGAAGGAGAUCGACAAAUCCAAGGACAAGAAGGAGGUCACCAUCGUGGUCCUUGGCAACAAGUGUGACCUGCAGGAGCAGCGGCGUGUAGACCCAGACGUGGCUCAGCACUGGGCCAAGUCAGAGAAGGUGAAGCUGUGGGAAGUGUCGGUGGCUGACCGCCGCUCUCUGCUGGAGCCCUUCGUCUACCUGGCCAGCAAGAUGACCCAGCCCCAGAGCAAGUCGGCCUUCCCCCUCAGCCGCAAGAACAAGGGCAGCGGCUCCUUGGAUGGCUGAAGAGCUGCCAUCCCUUCUUCACCUUCCCAGCCCUGGCAGAGGGGUUGAGGGGAAAGGGGGGGUUAGGCAAGCCGUCCUUCCCAGGAGGGUGCGGGAGCGCCCCACUAGGCUAGGCAGCUGGGCUGUCUCCGGCUCAGGUAGCUUUUGCUCCCUCCCAGCUCUGGGAAGUACAGAGUCUAGGUUAGCGCCCCCCACCCUCCCUCCCCCACAGCUCUCAUUAUAUCUGCCCUGCUGUGACUGGGACGGUUGUGGGUCACUGUCCCCUCUACCCGCCCUGGACAGGAAGCAGAGCUACUCUGUAGAAGUGCCCAGUCUGGGGUCUGGUUCCUGUCACAGGGGUCCUGCACCUCUGGGGUUCCUGCCAAUCACACACGGCACACACAUGCUUGUGGCACAAGCCUGGACUCUGGAGAAGGGCUGUCCAGGUAUCGUGUGUGUGUGUGUGUGUGUGUGUGUGUGUGUGUGUGUGUAGAUGUGCACACACGUGCGUGCUGGUGUCUGGGUGCCUCCUCAUCUAACACCCUGGCCUCUCUCCGUCCUUCCAUGGCUAGGAGAAGCUAGCGUCCCGGGAAGUGUACUUUUUGGUUUGAACUCUUCCUGCAGCUGUUUUGCUUCCUCUUCCUGCUCAGGGAGUACUUCACUGGUUAAGGUGGAAGGCAACGCUGACAGGGCUGGGAGUCACCAGCUGGCUUUGUGACCCUGCGAGGCCUUUCCCCUCUCGGGGCUUCAGUUUUCUCAUCUGCAGGGUGACGGCAGUUGCUUAGCUGAUCUCCGUCCCCUCCAGGCCUGUGGUUGUAUGAUGCUCGCGGUCAGGCCGGCUGCAACUGUACCUGCAGCUUCUCCCUCUUCAAGGUGCUAUGCUUACCGCCCAGAGGCUGGGACACUGCUCUCCCCCAACCACCAGGGGGCAGGAGUGCACUCCCCGCGCUCCUUACCAGAGUUAGAGGCACCUAGUGCCCAAUCACGGACCUCACAGCCCUGGGACUGGUCUUCACCCCUUGCUGUGGUGGUUUUCAGCAGAUAGUGGACUUCCUUUUUUUUUUUUUUUCCUCCCCUUUUCAGGGCUGCACCUGCAGCAUAUGGAGGUUCCCAGGCUAGGGGUCUCAUCAGAGCUACAGCUGCCGGCCUACACCACAGCCACAGCAACUCUGGAUCGGAGCUGCACCUGCGACCUCCACCACGGCUCACGGCAACACCGGAUCCUUAACCCACGGAGUGAAGCCAGGGAUCAAACCCGCAUCUUCACAGAUACUUAGUUGGGUUCUUAACCCACUGAGCCAGGACAGGAGCUCCUGAUAGUGGACUUCUGUUUAUAUAUCACCUGUGUUUAUAUGCCUGCUGCCAUGGUGAAGGCUGGACAAGGUGCUCCUCUAGCUCGCCCUUCUUACCUCAGAUGCCUGAACAGCACAAGGCAAACCCGGAGCAGCUUCUCAGGAGCUGACAGAUCUGUUGGGGCUCAGAAGGGCGGUUACACUUUGAACCUGCUAUAAAGUGAGCUUGUAACCCGCAAUGUCCUGUGCCCACUUCAUGCUUCUCAUGUGCACACCUAGUGCAGGUGAGCCACGAGAGCCAGGGAACUCCCAAUACGUGCCCCUUCUCCCCAAGACGGGAGAGGUGAGCUGGGCAGGCGGCCCAGGCUGGGCAAGUUGAGUUAGGGCAUAGACAGGCUUGGGCUGAGAUUCAUUUAUUGACGUGUUGGACACAAUAAAACCACAACUGUUAUCAAAAA
Molecule: messenger RNA, 2432 nt
Organism: Phacochoerus africanus (Common warthog)
Lineage: Eukaryota; Metazoa; Chordata; Mammalia; Artiodactyla; Suidae
Gene: NKIRAS2
Product: NFKB inhibitor interacting Ras like 2
Exons: 4
Coding region: 128-703 (191 amino acids)
Biological process (GO): canonical NF-kappaB signal transduction
Molecular function (GO): GTP binding; GTPase activity
Source: RefSeq, a predicted model, not a curated record